Molecule: messenger RNA, 1366 nt
Organism: Setaria italica (foxtail millet)
Lineage: Eukaryota; Viridiplantae; Streptophyta; Magnoliopsida; Poales; Poaceae
Product: vesicle-associated protein 1-2
Exons: 9
Coding region: 289-1083 (264 amino acids)
Biological process (GO): endoplasmic reticulum membrane organization
Cellular component (GO): endoplasmic reticulum membrane; plasma membrane
Source: RefSeq, a predicted model, not a curated record
ACUGCCUCCCCCUAGUCCCACCCGACCCCACACCAACCAACCUUCCCUUCGUCCCCUCCCGUUACCUUCGGCGACUCCCAAAUUCGCAUCUGCUCCACCACUCCACUUCCGGCUCCACUCCGCUCCGCUGUCCGCUCCUCUCUUCUCCGAGGACGCGAGCGCAAACCCGCCUCGCUUUCUGCCAAACCCUAGCGCCCCGCUCGCCCGCCCGCGUCGCUGCCACCCCGGAUCAAGCCCGUGCAGCGCCCGAGAGCGCGCGUCUCCCUCCCGGAUUCGAGCGGCAGCGGGAUGGGGUCCGACUCCAAGGAGUUGCUUGGGAUCGAGCCCCUCGAGCUCCGAUUCCCAUUCGAGACAAAGAAGCAGAUCUCGUGCUCUAUGCAGCUAACCAAUAGAACUGAUGACUACAUCGGCUUUAAGGUUAAGACGACGAGCCCCAAGAAGUACUGUGUUCGACCAAACAGCGGCAUUGUGCCACCACGGUCCACCAACGAUGUCAUUGUGACAAUGCAAGCACAAAAGGAGGCACCGCCGGACAUGCAAUGCAAGGACAAGUUUCUCGUGCAAAGUGUCAUUGUGGCGGAAGACACAUUACCAAAGGACAUCACUGGGGAUAUGUUUACCAAACAAUCAGGUAAUGUGGUGGAUGAGGUGAAGUUGAAGGUUGUCUACGUCCCACCACCCAAACCGCCAUCCCCAGUGCGCGAGGGAUCUGAAGAAGGCUCAUCACCUAGACCUUCAUUGUCUGAUGGAAGCACCUUGAAUUAUCAAGAGGUGAGAUCUGCAAAUAUUAUUGCUUGGUUCAAUUCCCAAGAGAUGCAGACAACCAGGGAAUCAGAUGAGCCACCAUCUUUGACUGCUGUAAAGGCUCAAAGGGACCAAGAAGGCUUUACCUCUGAGACCUCUGCUUUGAUUUCAAAGUUGACGGAAGAGAGGAACUCUGCCAUUCAGCAGAAUAAUUUGCUUCGAGAGGAACUGGACCUUGUAAGGAGGGAACUCAGCAAGCAGAAUGGCGGUUUCUCAUUUGUGGUCGUGGCGGCCAUUGCUCUCCUCGGGAUUCUGCUAGGGUUUAUCAUGAAGAGAUAGAUGAGCCAGUGUUAAUCUGCAUCCUGCUAGAACCGUUUCCCUCGUGAGAUUGUAUUUUGUCCAAUGCAUUUAUUCUCAUGUACUACACUGCUACAGCGCUACUCCAUAGCAUAUUCAGGAUCCAGUGUCAUCAGUAACUGCGUGCGUGGUAGCUACCUCACCCAGGCAGUAAGCCUGUCUCUUGAUCUUGUGUUAGCUCUUAUGUCAGCUUGUGGAACUAAUGAACUGGGUAACUAUUGAUAUCUUUUGAGCCAGCUGUUGAGAAAUCCUUCUGGUGUGAUAA